AUGAUGUGGAGUCGAUGGUGCAUCCGUCGGCCGGUUGCUCGCACCGCUCUCAAGGAAAUGAGUCUCGCUUCCUGGCGGAGUGGCGUCUACAACCCCGCCUUUUGUGCAGCACAGUGCUGCGCCAUAAGGCUGAACUCCUCAACUACAACAUAUAGCUCUAGUAGUUCCAGGGGGGAGGCUGCGUACAGGGGGGGAAACAGUGUGCAUGUUGAGCAUCCUAUUGUACAGCUUCCUGCGCGUUCGUUGUGGUGUAAGCAGUACCCGCUGGAUCCUGCGCUAGUUCGCAGUGGUGAGUUUGCGGAUAUGAUUGAGCGGGUGCAGGCAGCUCGUCACUACUAUCAGUACCCGUCCCUUUGCGCCCCACAAAUUGGGUGGAACGUGCAGAUGUUUACCCUUUUUGACGGCACCGUCUUUAUCAACCCUGUCAAUGUUGACAUACUGGAGGAGGAGGCGGCAAGUCGUAGCGGAAGGCCGAUGGUCGAGGCUGAGGCGCAGUGGGUGACGCGUUGCCGUAAAGAAGGGAAGACGUGUUUUGCCUGGGAACCCUGUGCGAGCUGCUGCUUCCUCAUGCAUUACAUUGAGCGACCGGCCACCGUGCGGUUGCGGGCCAUUGGGGCUGACGGGCAUCUUUUCGAGGUGACCCUCGACAAGAUGAGGGCACGUAUGGCGCUGCACGAGAUGGACCACCUGGGCGGCGUCCUCUUUACCCGCCGCAUUCCCGACACGAAUCACGUGGUCCCCCUAGAGGGGUUCAGUACGAUGAGCGAUUGGUCAGACGACUACCCGUCGCUGGAGGCGCGCAGCACGUAUCUGUACACUACCUACACCCCACCAUACACCUUUCUUACAGACAACGUUGAAGAUGCACAGUUGCUUGAUCGAAAGUUCGAGGACGGCAUUUACCCUGGGUGCGAACACGACCGCCGCAUGCGAAUUGAGAACGCCGCACUCGAGGAACUGCAGCGGGCGCAGUGGAGGAUGGAGAAGACACGCGGCGACGAGGAAGACUGCAGCCAGUGCAUGCGUGACACUGUUGGCGAACAGCAACACGAGGAAGAUGAAGAAAAUGAGGGGGAGGGUGUUGCUUCAACGAAGGGCACGGCUUAG
Molecule: messenger RNA, 1107 nt
Organism: Trypanosoma rangeli
Lineage: Eukaryota; Euglenozoa; Kinetoplastea; Trypanosomatida; Trypanosomatidae
Product: metalloprotease-like protein
Exons: 1
Coding region: 1-1107 (368 amino acids)
Biological process (GO): peptidyl-methionine modification
Cellular component (GO): mitochondrion
Molecular function (GO): peptide deformylase activity
Source: RefSeq, a predicted model, not a curated record